CUUCUUUUCCUGUAGUUCCGUCGGUGACCAGCUGUUUUGUGCCGUCGUUCCCUUUUUCCUUUGGCUGCCUGACCGGCCACCCGAAAGAUGUUCCGAAUUGGAUUAAAAUUUCCGUGCAACGGUUUAAAUAGGGUACGUAAAAUAAAAAAACAGGGACCCUCCAAACUCUAUUUGACAACCAGGUGUUACGAGACACGUGCACGAGUUAAAUGCGAACCGGAAUGGGGGAUUUUCAAGGAUGUCAAACUUACGUCCAGUUAUUCUGGACAUAGGUAUUCAACCGAUUCGUCAAAGAGCGAGAAGAGUCGAGGAGGUAGCAGGGCAUUGUUAACUUUGACUGCUGUGGCAAUAGGCGCUUCGGGAAUAUUACUUUAUGCAAAAAACAAUCCAGAAUUCCGUGCAGCUCUGGAAGGAUGGGUACCUGGCACGGACAAAUCGAUUCAGAUCAUCUUUCAGGAGGAGUCAUCUUAUUUCGAGUUCAUACGUACAUUCUUCGAAACACUCAAACAACAAAUAAUAAGUGCCAUCUUUGGGGACGAGUCAGAAAAAAAGUCAGCGCCAAAACCAGCAUUCGUACCACUGGUUGAUAAGAAGGAACCGCCUAUUAACGAACCGUAUUCUGAAAUCAGAUUAAGUAAAGAGAAAGGAAAACAGAUCGAAGUCGUUGCCGAAAAACCAGCACCACCAGUUAAGGAUGUACCCAAGGAAUUGAUGCCCGAAAGUCUGGUCGAAUUAGAAACAUCAUGCGGUCAGACCGCAUCCAAGGCGAUCGCAGCUUAUCAGAAAGCAGCUUGUGCUAUCCAAGAUUACAAGCAAGACGUAAUGAAAGUCGUGGAUAACGUUGAUAGUACCAGUAACGUCGUAUGGAACAGAUUAAAGGAGGCAACGGAGAAGAGGAAACAAGCGGUUCAGCAAGCAGAAGGGCAUGCUACCGAAGCAUCGGAGUUGCUCAAGAAAAUGUUCUCCCUAAUCGAUGAUCCUAAAUUCGAUGCGCCGUCGCAUAUGAAAACAGCUGCUAGAAGGAAUAUCAAGAAAAUUUUGGAUGACGUUGACGAAGCUAAAAAGAAAUACCAGAUGGAGAUACAAGCAGGCAACGUCGCGGAGCGCUAUUGGAAUCAAGUAAAAACCGCUCGCGAGAACCUCAACGAGGAGUUGCGAAUACUAUUCCCGAAUAUGAACAUUCACGAGAAGAAAUUAUCCAUCGACGAGGAAUCAUUCGACCUGUUCGUGCUUCACAUGUACAAUAAAGUGAGCUACCUUCAAAAGGAGAUGGAAAAACUGAGGACGAUCGAGGAGAACAAACUGAAGGCAGCGUUACGAUCGUCCGGUGACAUGGCGAGCCAGGAAAAAUUAGACGCGCUGGUGUGUAUGGAGCUGGAUAAGGAGAAGAUGUUCCUCGAGGAGGAGUUCAACAAAAAGUUGUUAGUGGAGCAGAAGAGAUUCGAGGACGAGAUGCGACGGCAGCUGAAGCUGCAAGAACAGGUGCACACCGACCACCUUCGAGAGUCGCUCUCGGUGAAGGAGCAAGAAGCUCAGAGAAAGCUGGAACAAGCACUCAGCGAGCAAGCAGAGGCCGAUUCCUUGAAGCACAAGGAGCAGCUCGCCGUGGUCGUCGGCAGGUUGCGUGGCCUCGAAGCGGCCCUCAAGGCUCGUACGGAGGAAGAAAGGGGAGCAUCGAAUGCCCAGAUUCUGUGGUCAGCCUGCCAAGCUCUAGCUCGAGCUGUCAAGUCUGCGUCUCCUGGCGCGAGCUUGAAUAAGGCCAUAAGGCCCCUGGAACCGGAAAUCAAGGCAGUCACCAAGGCAGCACCCAAGGAAGAUCCUCUGGUGCUUGCAGCCAUUCGAGGCAUUCCUGAGGAGGCUGCUAAGAGAGGAGUUUUCCCCGAGGACGUUCUUCGCGCGAGGUUCCUCAAGGUGGAAGAAGUGGCGAAACGAUUGGCUUUGGUUCCUGAGCAGGGAGCAGCCUUGCCUGUCUACUUCCUUAGCUAUCUUCAAAACUUUCUGAUGAUCAAAAGCGCCACUAGCAUUCCUCAGAGCGAGCUCGAGGACAAGCCUAUCGACACCCAGUGCCUCAACACGUACGACAUACUUCAUCGAGCCAGGUACUGGCUGGACCGCGGCGACUUCAAGAUGACCCUUCGGUACAUGAAUCUCCUCAAGGGGGCGUCCAGGACGAUCGCCAACGACUGGAUGAAUGAGACGAGAAUCCUCUUAGAGACCCAGCAGGCUGUAGAGACUUUGUUAGCGUACGCCGGCGCGAUCGGUCUCGUGUUCCUCGGUGCUGGAGACUCGAAGCCGGAGCAGAAGUAAAACUCGGCCCGAAAAUGCUGUCCAUCGAGAUCACGGAAGGCAACGCACUCAAAAGCACCGAGGGGGACACGGAACAGACACACAGACGCCCACGAACACACCGCCGACGAGGAGGAGGGGAGAAACGUGAACGAAAAAAAAAAAAACGCGGAAACAGCCCUUGCGCAAUGGACAAUAUUUCCUCCUGGUAGACAAAGAUAAAAGAGAUAGAGAACGAAAAAAGCAGCAGCAACCUGGAAGACGAACGAUUGAAGUUCGAGCCCUUCUUCAGCAGCCGAUUUCGAUCCUCGAUGUUCUCGAACGCGCUUGUGUGUGAACUUCGAGAGGCAGUCGAGUCCAGAUGACAGAUGGAGAGAAGGAGAGAGUUACGGCGGCAAAAUAUAGGCUGCGGGGUGAUUCGUGAAAAAUUCUUGAACGGGGCGGAAUCUUGGAGGCGAUAUACGUCGAAAGUGCGGGAUGACGUUUUUCCUUCGGGGUCUUCGUUUUCGAGGGAAGCCAGUUGGAAGAUCGGUCCAGUAGAGGUCGGUGGUUCUCAACGAGAAGUAUUUUUCCCAUAGAUCUCGAGUCUGUCAAAUUCUGUUUGCAAAUGUGCGAUUCUAGUCGUUAGAAGUUUGCAUCUUACUCUUUGGUUCGCGUUAAUGGCAAAAGGACUGUCGACGAUAUAUUUGCCAUUAGUCGAAGUCGAUUUGAGUAUUCGAAUCCCUAGUAUUGUAUCUGUGUUCAAUUACCAACAAAGUGUUCGGUUACGUUGGCCCGUAGCGCUGUUGACUGAGAAUCACUGUCGAAAAUGCGCUAGAACGCAUUUUCAAAGUCUACUUUAUCGAAAACGAAGACUCGUAUUGGUUCGUUAAAGUUCAGCUGAGAUUGCACGGAGUGGGAAUAAUCGAAACAAAUGUUGCUUUGAUUGUUGAGAGAACAUCGACGAUCGCAACGAUCAACAAGAAUUUUCUCGCUGUCUCUGGCGAAUGCCUUCAACCCUUAUUGCUGCAACAAAUUUCAACGUUCGAUUCUACCUUAGUUCAUUCAGCCUUGCAUUCUUCGAACUUAAUCCGUGAGCGAGCAUCGGCACCUGGGACCCACGCGUGGCCCCGUUUAAGCUGGGAGACACUUUGAAAAAAAAAAGUUCACGAGCUUGGCGAAUCCUAAGGAAUAGCCGCAUCCAUUCGGAUCGUGGACGUCUCCUAUUACUAUCCUCGACUCGUAUAGUAUCUUCGCAGAGGAUAUAAUUUGCAGAGAGUGUCUCGGUUUCGCGCGGAGAUUUCGACAGAGACAUCGACGAAAACAAACCACGACGAAUGUUCCGCGAAAGCUGUAAAUUUUGUACCCUUCGUCGCGAUCGCUGGCCCCCCUAAUUUUCGAGGCGAUCCAAACAAAACAAAAAAAGUCGUCUUUCUAUUUUAUGUCUGUUCUAUCGGUCCGAAGCGAGUUGUCGUUGCUUUUGGAUCGUCUGGAUCGUUCGUGACGAACGUGGCGUCGGGAGACGGGCGACUAUCGGCUCGUUUACGGAGUCGACCACGCCUGUGGUCCGCUAGCAAACAAUAGAGAAAUGAAGAAAUAAACGUUUCAUCGAUGCCGUCUGAACGGAGCUGCAAGUUAUUUCCUACCGAUAAACGAUGGAGGGCCUCGAGUCAUACUAUCACAUUCGUAGGAAUAAGUUUUAUUCCAAGUUUCGAGGAGCCGAUCUUUAUUUAUCGAUAGCACGGUGUCCUAUAUAAGGGCGACGGACUGUGGAAUCGGUUAAUGGAAAUGUAUCAGAGUUUAAAAUCGCUUCGAGGCCCUCUACAGCCUGUUUCAAUUAGGAAGAAAAUCAUAGGACCACACAGUGUCCGCGACAGGGGCGUAUUGGAUAGGGUAAUGAUUAUUUACACAUGUUGCUAUUUAGUAUUGUACCGCGUCACGGUUAUGUGCUUUGUUAAUGAGGGACAAUAUACAAAAAUAUCAAAAAAACAAUAAUAAAUACAAAAAUGUAAGUCCUGGGGUAAGGAGAAUCUGACGCUACCAUUCACUUGGUCAGAGAUCUCGCCAAGUCUGGCACGACUUACAAUCUGUUCUAAAA
Molecule: messenger RNA, 4363 nt
Organism: Hylaeus anthracinus
Lineage: Eukaryota; Metazoa; Arthropoda; Insecta; Hymenoptera; Colletidae
Gene: Mitofilin
Product: MICOS complex subunit Mic60
Exons: 15
Coding region: 88-2307 (739 amino acids)
Biological process (GO): cristae formation
Cellular component (GO): MICOS complex
Source: RefSeq, a predicted model, not a curated record